CGAUUGGCUGCGCCGCCGAUGUCACUUGGUACCGUCUUAUUAUUGUUCAGUACUCAUUCAAUUAUCAGUGAUCAGUGUCAGCGUUCGCAGUUGACAAUAAUAAAUUUAUUAUUUUCAUUGAGUACUAAAAUAAUUAAAUCAAGCGGUUAUGAAUAAUACGGUAAAUGGGCAACCGAAUGUAAAAAUGACAAGUGUACAAAUCGGAGGUUUUUUUUAAAAGGUAUAGGUAAGAUAUUUUUACUGUGCUGUUACUGUUAAAUAAAAGCAGUUCAUGCGAUCCAGCAUGAUUAUAAUCUUUAUCAAUAACGAUCUUUGACUCUGCGCGUUAUCAGAUUUCGAUUUUAAACUUCCGAUGAAUUUUUAAUAGAUAUUUGACGUCAUGGGUUAAAUAAACGUACGAUUACAUUCGUAUAAAUUGUUCAAUACACCGUGCAGUACAGAACAGUUGGCCGACCGCUGUGUUCAGAUCCUUCCGAAUUAGCGACUAUUAUUUCGUGAUUUACAGCCAUGGGUGUCGUUCCGGCCGAACCGUUCCAAUACACCAACGCGGCGAACAAUUUCUCGUUCUCGUUGUUCAAGGUGAACAAACAUUGUUUCGUUAUUUUGAGAGUCAUCAUUCUCAAUAUCAUUACCAUGUAAUGUAUUUAAUUUUCGUCUGUCUCCGUAAACAGGAAUUGUCCGCAAACGCCGAAGGUAACGUAUUCGCAUCCACUUACAGCGUCAAUUUGCUACUAUUGCUCUUGACCAUCGGGGCCCAGACCAAGACCGGUCAACAGCUCAAGUCAUUGUUACGACUGCCCAAAGAAUCAACGCAGUACGAGGAAAUCAGCGCUUUUAUCGAAAAAACUCAAGUAAGACGACGGUAUUAAAUCAUUGCGAUAUUUUGGAAAGUAGGUAUUAACUUCUUUUCAAUUUCUUUUUCAUAAUCUAUAUUAAAAAUCCAUAAAUUGAUGGAAUAAGUAUUAGUUAAAAUAUGUGUUGAUGUUGAAACUUUUGAUUUCCGUUAACCUGUAGACGAGAUAUUCUACUUUUAAGUUUUAGUGGGGCAAUUCAUUCCAUAACUUUAAUGGAGUAUCAUUUGUGUGGUGGUACUUUAAAUAAUUAACCACUCUUCUCUCCAUAUUCAUAAGUAAAAUUGGAAUAUUUCGUUAUCGAGUUGACGGAUUUAAAUAACUUCAAUACCGAAAUGUAUUUAAACUAAUAUUCCGUCUAUUUGUGGAAUUUUUAAUGUAGGUUGCUAUAUGAAAAUUGAAACUAUAGGUAGUUGGUUCACUCCCAAUAAUAAGGAUAACAAACGUAACAUUUCAGAGCUAAUUUUUUCCUAUAAAAUAGAAUAUAGUUAAAAAAAAAAAUGCAAAAAAAGUUAACACUUUCUAAAAUCGUGCAAUGGUAACAUAAUCGAGGGACAUCAUUAGAUUGUUAACAGUUUAUACUAUUUAGCAGGAGAAUCGUUAAAAAAUCAACUUUAUCACUUAACCCUCCAACGUGUGAAUUUUGUAUGGCUAUUCAUAUUUUUUAAAUUAAUUCCUUUCUCUAAUAAUAUGGGAAGAAUAACCAAAUAUUUAUUAGUCCUGUAGUCAUUUGUAGAAAAUGAGUUUUUAGUGUGCUGUAAAUAUUCAACAUUGUGCAAUAACUGUUUUUAAUAUAACCAUAGACAAACCAAUUUAUUAAAUAUCAUUAUUUUCAUAAUUAUUAAAGCAUUACAAUCUUUAAAAUUAAAUUAAUAAUAAUAAUGAAAAAAACAUUAAACUGGUACCGUAGAUAACAUCUUUUAUCAGAGUACAAAUUUCAAUAUACAGGGUGAUUCACUAAGUGUACUCAUCUCAUUUUUUUUAUUAAAUUUUGCAUAUAUUCAAAAUCUUAUUUUUAGAAUUUUUAAGUAUAGCCAAAUUCGAUAUUUCAAAACUCUUAAAUUUUCCACAACAUUUGAAGAGUAUCCUAUUUUAAUACCGACUUUGGUUUUUCAAAUGAGAACUUAUAUUAAAAUUUCUAAAAAUAGAUGAAGUAUUAAUUUAAAUAAAUUUUGGUGUCAGAAUAUUUGAUUCCCGUUAAACCAUUGACGAAACUCAAGUUCGACUUUUAAGUUAAGGCAAGAGGAGAGUAGUACUAUUAAAACGCGGUUCGCUAAUCACUACUCGCCCCUACCAUAAGUUGUUGAAAAUGAAAAGUUGAAUUUAUCGUCAACGGUUUGACGGAAAUUAAAAACGUUGACACCGAUAUUUAUUUAAAUUAAUACUUUAUCUGGAAUUUUAAAUUUAGGUUCUCAUUUAAAAAACCAAAGUUGGUAUCACUAUAGGAUACUCCUUAAAUGUUAUCAAAAAUCUGAGUUCACGAAAAUAUCGGUUGUAACUACAAUUAAAAAUUUCAAAAAUCAGAAUUAUGCAAAAUUUAACCAAAAAAAUGGGAUGAGCAUGCUUAGUGAAUCACUCUGUAUAUCUAAUAGUAAUAAUAAUAAUAAUAAUAAUAAUAAUAACAAUAAUAAUAAUAAUAAUACUAAUGAUAAUAAUAGUAAUAGUGCAAACAUUAAACAUUUUUAAUCACUAAUUAGUCUUCACUAUUAAAACUCAAUUAAUACGAUGUUUCUAAUAUUGCUAAUGACAAGUAUUUAUAACUUAGUUUUGUAGUUUAUAGAUCUGUUUAUUUCUAGCCAACUAUGAACAGCAAAAACCGUUGGAAACCUUAAUCGUUUUGUAAAUUUACUUUCGUUCGGUAGUAACACGCGUCAAAUAUAUAUGAAUAUUAUUUAUAUUCGAUUAACGAACAAAGCUAAUAAUGUUUUGUACACAGAAAUAAUACGUAACGCAAUAAUCCUAUUAUAUUUAUCAAUUGUAUUAUUCGAAUGCAUCUGUAUUGACAUCAGUUGAUGCUUUUCGAAUCCAUCACGAAAUCCAUCGUUAAAGGCAUGAAACACGUAUAUUGUACAGUUACAGUUAUUGAUUGCCUAUGUCUAAUCGUUUCUUUUUUUUAUUAAAAUUUUAGUAGACAUGGUAAUUCUAAAGAGCGUGCCAUUGUUGUAGGUGAGAAGUUGGGAAGGUAGAAUACAUUCCUGUAGUUUUUCAAUUGAUAUCUGUUUUGAAACUAUUACUAAUGAAAAUCAACUAUAAACGAAAUUUGAAUGAUUGGAUGAAACACUGUAAUUUGUACGGCGUUCGUCAAAUUUUGAACAUAAGAUGCUUAUUUAUAUGAUGCAAGAUUUCUGGUUGAAAAACAUUAAACAUAAUGGACAUUUUAUUACUAUAAUUUGACUGUUUUGUCAAUACAAUUUCCCCCGAUUGUUGUGAAAACUGCAAGAAAAAAAUCAAAAAAUAACAUUUCCAAUGGUACAUGCUUUAUAUUACAUAAUAUACUGGUAUUUUUUUUUUUAUAUAUAUAUAUAUAUAUAUAUAUAUAUAUAUUUAUCCACGGGUCUUCAAAAUACCUCGACUUAAACAGAGUCACAAACACGUAUAAGCACAAAAAUCUAUUUGCAAAAUAUGUUCGUUCUUAAUAAACAAGUAUGUGGUUAACUCGUCAGAAAGUUCUCAUCAUUCGUUUACUGAAAAAUUCAUACAUUUCAAAUUCGAUUAGAACAAAUAUAAUAAAUCCAUAUAAAUUUUUAUCGUGUGUAAAAAAUGAAGUAUUACAUUCAAACUGACUGAUGUCGUGUUGAUGAACUUAAACGUUUUUUCGGUUUUCUUAUUUAACUGUAGUCUUUCCAAUAUUAAGUAUAAUAAUACAAAGAUGUGGAAUAAUGUUCGAAAACGUUUUGGUCAAAUUCAUUAUAUUCUUAUAGGACACAUUUCAUAACAGUUUAACCAUCGCCAAUGCAAUUUUUUCGGAUAAAUCAUUCGAAUUAAGUGCAGAUUACGAGAACCAGGUUCGUGGUUACUUGAAGUCGGAAGUGAAGAAAAUUGAUUUCAGUGGAAAUCCAUUGGCUGGUGAAUCGGAGAUUAAUGAAUGGACGAACAAAAAAACCAAUGGAAAAAUCAAUAAACUCUUCGACAGUGGUAAUAAAUCAUAUUGCACAAAUAAAUACUAGUUGUUAUAAUAUAAUAUGGGAAAAUCUAAUCCAGUAUAAAAAAACUGUUAACAAAGUCGUAUUUAUCGAGUCUCGAUUCUCAAAACUACAGGUUUGAUUAAUAAAAAUAGACGGACAGGUUUCUCAAUAUGGGUAGGCCAUUGCUGUAGGUGAGGGAUUGGGUAGAUAGGAUAAAGAGAAGAAUGUGUAAACGUAUUUUUUAUGUGAUCAUUGUAAACGAAAAACAAUUCUGAGCGGAAUUCGGUAAAACAUAAUAUUUUAAAAGGUACAAUAUUUACAAUAUUCGUUAAAAUUUGUUAUUUCAAUUCUUAUAAAAAAAAUUCAAAAUAACAUUACAUAUUUUUUACUGCAAAAUACGACUAUGAUGAGAAUUGUUAUAUUUUCAAAGCAUUUUUCUAUUAAAACUAUUAAUUGACAGUUUCAUCUACAUAAUACUAACCGAAUAUUGUAAACAACGUAAGAAAAUUUCAAUAAUAAAAUGUCUAUAAAUAGCUCAGAAAUAUCUUAAAUAUAUUGAACAUUUUCCCAUGCCUAGAAAAGGUAAAUAUAAGUCUCUCUGAAUAUUUUUGUCUUCACAUAAAGAAAAAAAAAAUUGAAAAAAAUACAUUUUUUAAAUUUUCCCGUUUUUACUACUUUUUUUACCCCGGGUUUUCCAAAUUAUUAUGAAAAUUUCCAUCAAAAAUUUCAAAAUGAUCUUCUUAAAAAAGAAGGGUAUUUUAAUUGAAAAUUAAACUAAUAAUUCUGGUAGAAAAGUUUUACACGUAUAAGGAUAGCUGAAAUAUUUGAUAUUUGACUAAUGUAUAUUUGAAAUAAAUAUUUUCUGCGUGUAGAAUAAAUCGAUAUUGGACUACAAUCGCCAAAAUAAAUUCUCAAAUUGUCGAGUAUUUAUCACGUAUCUAACAUAAUAUUUCGUCCGCAAAAAUCUAAGUGUGUGUUUAUAGGUACCAUUGAUUCGAGCACGGUGAUGGUGUUAGCGUCUGCCGUGUACUUUAAGAACAAGUGGACAAAUCAAUUCAAAGAAACCAAGAAAAGUAAGUGGUGUCUAACUGCUAAAGACCACAUCGAUAUCCAAAUGAUGCACCAGACCGGUGAGUUCACGUACUACAAAGACGAUCAGAACAAAUUUGCCGCAGUCUCAUUACCAUACGCGGUAUGAAUAAGUAUAGCCUAAAUAUAUUUAAACCAUUUAAGGGAGGGGACUCGAUUUUCUUCUUUUCUGAGAAAAUCUAAAGUAGCAAGUAAAAACCCAAAAAUAUUUAAAAUUCGUCAUUGAAGUACUCAAUUGUAAUGGCAAUAAUAUGUUUUCAAACAGAACGGCGGUUACAAAAUGUUGGUCUUGUUGCCGGACAACAUGGAUGGUGUCAAAGCGUUGGAAAACUACUUUUUGAGCGAUUCCUCGCAUUUCUACAAUUUGCUAGAGAAACUCACUGUGCACAAGGUCGUCUUAACCCUGCCGAAAUUCAAAUUUGAAUCAAAAUUCGAUCUCAAGUCGUCCUUAAAUAACGUAAGUGUAAUACAUAUAGGUGUAUUGACAUUUCAAUUUAAGUAGAAAUAUUAAUACAUUGGAAAGCUAACAGGAAAACCCUAUUCACUUCCCCAAUCUAUAAGAAAAGAUGUUUCGGACAUGGUUAUAUUUUCUGAAAAGCCUUGACGAAUUAAUUUGUAUUAUUAUAAAAUUUGGAUUAAUUUAAACUAAUCAUAUACAAAUAUAUUCUAACAAAUAGAGAUCGACAUAGAAAUCUUCCGAUUUCGUAACACGUAAUAUUACAAUGCAUUUUUUAACCCAUUUGAAUUAUUCUGAUAGUUUUUAUUUCAAAUUUAGUGUAUUCAAAAUAUAUUUCGUCAUUCAAAUAAAGAUAUUUUUAUCGGCGGAUUAUUUGGAGUAUAUGGAUUUAAGUCUAACUGUCAGGAUGCUAUUAUUGUAUUACGAAUAUUUUCAAUUUUGUUAUUUAACCAUCGGACUUUGUUCGUUCAGUGUUUGUUUUUUGAACAUAAAUAUUAUAACAUGGACUUUGUCAAUUAUCGUACCUACUAUGCAAACAUACCAAAAAAAUAACAACUAAACAAUUAUUUGAUUUUAAGAAAAAAAGGCAAUAAAAAUAUAGAUUUUUCUUUCAUCAAAACGAUCAAACUUUUUCGAAAGAAUUGAUUUCGUUAUAUGACUACGGUGUAUCGGUUUUUCAUUGUGAAAAAUGAUCUCGAAUUUUCAAAACUCGCCAUUGUUUUGACAUUCUUAAUUUAAAAACAAACAAAGAACAUCGAUUAACACUAUAGUAACAUUGCGUCGGCUUAAUUUUGUACAUACUUUUCUUUAUGAUAAAAUGCUAAAUACUGUUUCACACAGUUGGACUGCGGUGAGAUGUUCACCUCGAAAGCCGAUUUCUCCAAGAUGUCUUCCUCCGGCAGAAGUAAUUUGAAAGUUGACAAAAUUCAACAUAAAUCAUACGUGGACGUCAACGAAGAAGGGACGGAAGCCGCUGCUGUUACCGGUAUGGAUACCUAUUACAAUCGUAUUUUUCGGUUUUAAAUAAUUAUUUUCCAAAUAAUAAUCGAAAAUUUUGCAAUAAAAAACGGCACUAACGCAUUUUUUAUAUUUUUGUAGGUGCCUCCAUUGUUUUGUAUAGCGCACAUCGUUAUUUUAAUCUCAAGACCGUUAAUUUCCACGCAUGUCAUCCGUUCCUGUUCAUUAUCGUACAAGGUACCGAUAUCAUAUUCAUGGGAAAAUUGGUCAAUCCCAACGUGUAGAUUUUAAUUUAACAUAUUAUACUUAAAUUAGUAUAUUUUAUAUUUAUCUACCAAAGGCAUCAUCCGUAUAAAUAAACUCAUAUUAAGGAUGUGAUUUCAACGCAAUUUGCAUUGUUUUUCCAAAUCUAGCUGUGAAAUGUUCGUUUUAUUGUUUCAAUAAUCAGUUGAAUGUAUUUUUCAACGAGAAUUAAAUAAUGUGUUUUUUCGAAUUUUGUAUAAAUAUUCCCAUUUCAAGUGAUUUUAUCUAUUAUUAUAAUACCCAUAUAGGGUUUUCGGGCUUGUUGUGAGAUCUCCCGACAA
Molecule: messenger RNA, 7063 nt
Organism: Cinara cedri
Lineage: Eukaryota; Metazoa; Arthropoda; Insecta; Hemiptera; Aphididae
Source: the annotation of a GenBank genome assembly